Molecule: messenger RNA, 2484 nt
Organism: Prunus mume (Japanese apricot)
Lineage: Eukaryota; Viridiplantae; Streptophyta; Magnoliopsida; Rosales; Rosaceae
Product: bromodomain testis-specific protein
Source: RefSeq, a predicted model, not a curated record
CCCGCUCCCUCUCCAUCUCUCUCUCUCUAUCUCUCUCUCUCUCUCUUCCGCUCUGUAACAUUUGUUUGAUUAUGCUUUCUUAGCUUCAGGUUCUAUUUGCUUUGCCUGAAAGCCAAGAAACAAAACGAAAGAAAAGAUGGAAAAUAAACUAAAAAUUUGAACGUCGUCCUUUUGAUUGGCUCAGUGUUGAAGGCGGUUUAAAAUGUUGGAAAUUUCAUCUCCAAUGACUGUAGUUUUCUUAGUUUCAUUUUGCUAAAUUUCGGAGAAACCAAACGGAGCGCUAGGGUUUAUGGAGAUAAUGCUAAAUCGAAUCUCUGAUUUUUAACCUCUCUUGCGCUCUGAACUACGUAAUCGCAUACUUCUUAUAGAUUUGGUUUAUUGUUCAUGUGUUAGUGUUAUCAAGAUUGCGUCCUAAAUCACCGUACUUCUUAUACAUUGGGUUUAGGGUUAAUGUGUUUGUGUUUUAUAAAUGAGUGCAUGCUAAAUCGCCUCUCUUCUUCUAGAUUGCGUUUAGGGUUUAUGUGUUUGCAUGCUAUUUGCCUUCUUGAGGUGCCUGUAGGAUUCCAGGGAAACAAAAAAUUUCUUCAAAUGUAUCAACGUAUCUUAUUUCUAGUGAAUUUGGGAAGCUUGGGAUAGUUCGUGGAGUUGUUUUAUGCCUCUUUCGUUAGAUAGUCUCCUUCCAAGACCAAAACAAAGAGAUUAAGUUUGUAAUAACUAAUAACUUGCUAUUUCAUGUGUUCAACCAAUGAAGAACAUAUUACACAAGUACAUGUAUCUAUAGGUUGAUAAAAUAAUCUAACUCCUAAUUCAUUACUAGAUUUCUAACAUCUUCAGCAGUAUAGUCUUAUUGGCUCUUUCAUUAAAAAAUAUUGAUUUGACACAUUUGGGUGUUGUUUGUGUUUUGUUAUUAUUACUUUAUUCAAGAUAUGCUGAUCAGGUUUUCCACACAGAUAUGAGGUGUUCGAUUGAGAAUCCUUAUAUCUGAAAGUCAAUGCCCGGAAAGGUGCAAGGUGCCACAUGUUGGUUACCUGGCAGAUAAGAAAAUUUGCUCAAGUAGAAGUGUUGUUUUGGCAUAGCUGCUGCAUUUUUGUUGUUAUGUCAGAAGCUACGAAGGAUCUUGUUGGUUCGAGUGAACAUGAUAAAAUAGGACCAGACUUCUUUGGUUACUAUACACGUUUAGUUACAGAGUUGUUAUCACAAGAAGAAGAUUUUCCACCUUUUGCUUCCCAAUCCUCUGAUCUAUCUCAAAGAAGAAGUGAUGUUAGAGGGAAGGAUGUUAUUGAGCACAGUUAUGGUACUUCUGGUUCUUUAUUUGGUAACAGCAUAGGAACUGGGCUUUCAGAUUUCAAAAAGGAAAGAUUGAAAUCAUUGCUCAGGCAGGGUGUGAAUUUGCUUUCACCAGAGGUUGAUGAGAUGCUAGAACCUGUUGUUGCUAUCAGCGGGUUAAAAUCUCAGCUAAAGAGCAGAAACUGUCUAUCGUCUUCUAAAGGUACAUUACCUGACAUUGAUGCAAGGAAUGCUCACUCUAAAAGACCAAAGAGAUCUUCUUCUUUCUCUUCAACCAGUCUCCCUGCACUUUCCACGCCUACCAAUCUCGAGUCUAGCAAAGAGGUUGACGAUGAUUUGCAGUUCCUUAUAGAGAAGGAUAGCUUGCAGGUUGAGGAGACAGUGAAGAAAUAUUCUGAUGAAUUUUCUGCAACAUUAGGGCACAUGGAACAGCAGCUUGAAAAACUUCUUGAUACUGUGAUGGCUUCGUGCAGGCCUAUGACCCUUCCUGAGAAACACAAGCUUGGAAAAUUGAUUCAGAAGUUACCACCAAAAAAUCUUGACUGUGUUGCAGAAAUGCUCCAACAUAGGAACGCAGCUUGUACAAAUUCCUCUGAUGAAAUUCAUGUGGAUCUUGAAAAACAGAGUAAUGUAACACUUUGGAGAUUGUAUUAUUAUGCUGAAGCAGUUGAGAAAGCUAGAAAGCUAGCCAAGUAGCUUAAUUUGAAAAAAGCUCUAAUACGCCUAUAUGAAACCAACGGAAGUUCGCUGUACCAGGGCUGAAAUUUUCUUUAGCCAAACGAAGAUAGUAGUCAUCAGUAGUACCCAAAAAGGAAAAAAGGGAGAUAGCAGUCAUCGGGCUUUCUUUCUCACUGCUUCAACAAGUAAUUUCUGCCCCAUCUGCACACUUCGAGUCUUUUGUAGAAAUCCUCCACCAGACCACAGAAUUUUGGUAAAAAUACACAAAAUUGAGCAUCUAAUCUUGACCAGUAAAUUUGAUGAUUUUGACCGUUAUGGCCCAGAAGUGCAAAAUUUUUGGAGCACCUCAAAAGUUCAGACGAAUGCGAGAUGAAGUUUUUGAUAUAAAUUUUUUCAUUUGUAAUUUGGCUUCAUUCUCUGCAUAAUAUGGGUUGGAAUCGCACAUUGUACAUCUUUUACUGUAUACUGAGUACAGAAAGUGACGAAAUUCAAGCUUAUGGAAUUCUUUGUAAACUUCUA